CUACAGAGGUGUCACAAUAAAGGCACACCCACCAACUGAGCAGCUGCCCGCUUAACAGCUCUGACAUCAAUCGGUGCGAAAUGAAGGACGACGCCGUGCUCCGGGCAUCGGUUUGCUGGGUAGGGGCCGCCGUGGUAUUGACGGGGAUAUACACCCACUACUCCUUCAAGAAAAUGGCCGCCACUUACCUCUUUGGGAUGUUCGCCGUCUGCGCCGUGAUGUUGCCGGAUUGGGACUUCUUUGACCGCCUCGUCUCCCAGUGGUUCACCCCACUCACCCUUAUCUCCCCCAACCAAUCCCCGAGCAAACACUCUCCUCCCUCCAGUCACAGGUUUAGAUUUUAUCCGGUGAGGACGGCUAUUUACGCGGCCAUGUACGGCGUUGGUUUCUACAAGUGGUGGACCUUCGUCAUAUCUUCAUCCUAGCUAUUAGACUUGCUUUGGCCGGUGAUCUCAAAAAUGGUGGCACGAUUGCAGGUUGAGCCCAUCUUUUCUCACCAAAAGAAUUACAAACUCAGGACAGAUAUGUACUCUAUGACGGGCUAUUAUAUUAAAUGUAAGACAAAAUCUCUUUGUUUAUGGUAGCAUAUUUUGUCCAUUUGGAUCAAUUAACAUAUUGCAAUUGUAAAAUUUAGUAUAAAUAAAUGAAAUGAUAAAUUAAACCAAACAAAUACGGACUAGAAAUAGUUUUAAGAAGUAGACUUAAACAUUCUUAUAGUUUAUGAGCAUUGUUUCUCAAAUUGUUAUUUA
Messenger RNA from Cuscuta europaea, 749 nucleotides. Lineage: Eukaryota; Viridiplantae; Streptophyta; Magnoliopsida; Solanales; Convolvulaceae. The record is from the annotation of a GenBank genome assembly.